Messenger RNA from Metopolophium dirhodum (rose-grain aphid), 4257 nucleotides. RefSeq names its product kelch-like protein 2. Lineage: Eukaryota; Metazoa; Arthropoda; Insecta; Hemiptera; Aphididae. The transcript has 11 exons. Gene Ontology annotation, molecular function: protein binding. The coding region runs from base 2382 to 4163 and encodes 593 amino acids. The record is from RefSeq and is a predicted model, not a curated record.
AAAACAAAAGAAAAAUUAAGGAAAAACGGGAAUUUUUACGCAAAAUUUGUUUUCGAGAAAAUUUUGGUUUUUGGUGCAACUCUAAAACGAAUGACCGUAGGUACAUGCAAUUUUGACUGAAUGUUUAUAUUAGCAUUUUCUAUACACCAUAACAUUUCCCAAAUAUUUUGACUUAUUUUGAGCUGUUUACGGACAUUUUCAGUUUCCAUUUUUUUAAGUUUUUUUUUGCUAAAAAUAUCAAUAAAAUUUUAUCUGUUGGGUAAAAAAGCUUGAAAAUUUAAUAGAAGGCUCAUAGGUUAUUGUUUCAAAGGCAGAUGAAAAAAAUUAAAAAUCCUUAGUCACAGUUUUUAUUUAUAAGCAUUUAAAGUUCAAAUAUUGACAAAAUACGGAAAAAUCACGAAAAUUAGCAAAUUAUUUUGAGUUGAAAAUUCAUAAAAUUUUUCUUUUUAAAUCUAAGAUUUGAAAAUGUAAUAAGUACCCAUAAGUUUGUCUACCUUUAUCAAAAAAAAAAUGUCUACAAGAAAGUCAAAUUAAAUUUUUAUGAGCGUUUGAAAUUCAUAUUUUUACAACAUAUUUUGAUAUUCACUCGAUUUCUUAUGUAACGAUUUUCUUAUUUUGUUGUAAUUAAAAAACGUAUGACUGUAGAUACUUGAAAAUUUCACUGAAUGUUUAUAUUAGCAUUAUCUAUACACGAUAAAAUUUUGAAAAUAAUUUGACUCUUUUUGAGCUGUUUACGGACAUCAUCAGUUUUAAAUUUUUUUAGUUUUUUUUUCUAAAAUAUCAAUAGAAACUGAAAAUUAAAUGUAUUCUAUAGUGCAUAUAAAGACGAUAUAUGUGACACCAAAAUUAGUAGUACAACAAAAUUUAAUAUAAACCCAGGUUUAUCAAUGGAACAGAAAGGAAAAUUACACACAAUAGUACAUAAAAAAGAAAUAAUAUAUGAAGAGGGGGAAAUGGUUUUAGUAAAAGCAGAAGUAAGAAAUCGAAAUUUUAUUUCAGAUAUCGGGGCCCAUAUAAAAUAGUUAAAAAAAUUUCAAAUGUGGUAUACCUAGUCGAAAUAGUUAGGAAUUCAAAAUUGGUUAAUGAUUAUAAACACGUGAGUCGGAUCAAGAAAUUUAGAGAUCGUAUUACUUAAAAUUCAGGAAAAGGGAGUGUUAUUAUUUGUAAUUUUGCGAUUAGAAAAAUAUAUACAAAUAUAUCAUCUGUAAAGGUAAAGAAAUUAAAUAGUUAACAAUACGAAGCAGUAAGUAUAAUAUAAGUGAAGUGAUAUAUGUGAAAAAAAUGUAUUAAUUAUAAGUGUGUAUGAGAAAAUAAAGAUGUUAAUAUGAAAGAAUAUAAUAUGCAAAAAAAAUAUAUUAGUUAUAAUAUUAUAAAUUAAGGAAAUGUAUAGGAAAAUAUGUUAAAAUAUUAAAGUUAAAUGUAUAUGUAAAAAAUAAAAAUAUAAGAAAAUAAUGUAUUAAAUAUAAGAGAAGAUGUUAUAAUCAAGAAAAAUUUAAAGUCAAAGAUGUAUUAAACUAUUAAACAUAAGAGAAUAUGUUAAACAAAAAAAAAAUUGAAUGUUAAAUGCGGAAUGAAAAAGGAAUGUAUAAUAUUAAAAUCUUGAUUAGAAACGAUAGGGGUAUUAUUAGUAGUAAGGGGGUAUAUUAUUAUAAUGUAAUAUCAUAUGUAAAAAUAUUGGUUAAGGUAAAAUAUAUGUAAAGAAAAAAGUACUAGAUUAUAUGUAAAAAUAAAAAAAAAUAGGAGCUACCUAUAUAAUGUGAAAGGUAUCUAGUUUUAUUAAAUGCACGGUAUUAUAGUUAAUACAAUACACCUAAAACCCUACAGGCUGAGCACUGUACAACUGACCAAGCGGCACGACACACAGAAUCACAGCCUAGUCAACUUCGGGCAGCGAUGAUGAAUAAAUUUCAACCAAGUACAGUCAAAGGUGUCAUACAGUACAAAGUGCUCAAAGAUGACAAGUAGAUAUAGUAUUAGGGUAAAAGAUUUUUAAAUGACUCAUGUUUUUCUUUUUUAAUUUUUAAGGGAGGGGAUCAUGCAGCGGAUCACAUAUAGGUGACACCGUUUCAUGAUAAACUAUUAAACUGUACAGUAUAAGUAUAAAUAAUAACAAUAAUAAGAUAAAACAAGGCUUAUAUACGUAGUAUAGUUAUCCGGGUAUACGCAUAUACACAAACAAUUGUUAGCAUAUAUAAGAGACACACCGUGUUAAGUUCGUUAGUUCUGGGACCAGUACCCACAGGCCGACGAACUCCGGAUGACGACACUGUUAAGAAUUCUUAACAAUUCGUAUCAAUAAAUUUAAUUGAUUUCGAAAUUGAUAGUAAAACCAGAUUUUAGCUUUAAGUCUUUCAAGUGCCGAACUUAGUAAACAAUUAGCAAUGCAAAAUACAAAGCAAAUUCCGGAACACAGUAAAUUUGCAACAUUAAAAUACGAAUGUAAAAACUCGUCGUAUGCGGAAAUAUUGAAAGUAUUAAAAUCCUUACGCAAAGAUGAAGAGUUUGAUAUUAAACUAAAAACAGAUGAUGGUAGAGUUAUUUUCGCCCAUAAAGUGGUUUUAUCAUCGGCUAGUCCAUAUUUCCACACAAUGUUCAACAAUUUUUCUGAAAAGAAUCAAGAUUUUGUUGUUAUCAGAAAUAUAGAUUCUACUGCCUUAAAGCUCAUAAUCGACUUUAUAUAUUCUGGGAAAAUAAUGGUCACUGAAAAAAAUGUACAGGUUUUGUUACCAGCAGCGAAUUUCUUUCAGUUAAUAGAAGUAAAAGAGACAUGUUGUGAUUUUUUAGAGGCACAACUGCGCAUUACAAAUUGUAUUGGUACAUAUGUGUUAGCUGAUUUACAUAGCUGUAAGAAAUUGUUAACAAUUUCAGAAUCAUAUAUUCAACAACACUUUUCAGACGUGGUAGAUGCAGACCAAUUCCUAUCCUUAUCCCCCGAACAUGUAGCCAAUUUGAUCUCCAGUGAUGAACUUAUAGUUCUAUCUGAAAACAUAGUAUUUGAAUGUGUUAUUCGAUGGGUAAAACAUGAUUUGGUUUCCAGAAAAAGUAUUUUACCCCAUUUAAUGGAAUAUGUACGUUUACCAUUAACUUCAUUAAAUUACAUAAUGAAAAAUGCAGUGGAGGAGCCUCUUCUUAAAAAUUGUCCUAAUUGUAAGAAUUACGUAAAUGAGGCAUUAUAUUUUCAUUCACUUAAGCCGGAUGACCCUAUUCCACAAAACAUCCGGACUAAACCUAGACUGGGAGAUAAAGUUAUUUUUGUGGUUGGUGCACUCGGGUUUAUACAAGGAUAUGGCGUUAGUACAGAAUGGUACGACCCAAAAAUCAACCGAUGGCAGUAUUUUACAUCAAUUAUGGCACCACAUUUUCUUGGUGGUCUAGCUGUAGUAAAAGACAAUUUUGUGGUUGCUGUGGGUCGUAUUGGUUAUAGUCUUGAUUUACCUUGUCAAUCUGUUAAUGUGCUAGAUGUAUCUUCAGAAUCACCUCAUUGGAAACCAACCACUAACAUGUUAGUCAAACGCCGAAAUUUAGGAGUUGGUGUGAUAAAUGAUUAUAUAUAUGCCGUUGGCGGUUCUGAUGAAAACAGUUGUGUAAAUAGUGCAGAAGCUUUUGACUGCAGAACUCAAACAUGGCGUAUGAUAUCUAGUAUGUGUACUAGAAGAGAUAGUGUUGUGCUUGGAGUACUGAAUAAUCUUUUAUAUGCGGUUGGAGGAUGUAAUGGUCGAGAUAACUCAAUUCAGUAUUUGAAGUCGGUUGAAUGUUACUAUCCCAGUAUCGAUACAUGGAAACCAGUCGCAGAAAUGUGUGUACCACGCAUUGCUGCUGGUGUAGGAGUCUUAGAUGGUAUACUGUAUGUUGUAGGUGGUUAUGAUGGAACAAAUACUCACAAGAGUGCUGAAGCAUACCAACCAAGUACUGGAGUUUGGACUACUAUUCCGGACAUGCAUUUUUGUCGAUAUUAUCCAGUUGCAGGAGUAACUGUAUUAAAUGGAUUAUUGUAUGUCGUCGGUGGUUGCGACAAAAAUACUCCUUCUUUGGAUUCUGCAGAAUUUUACAACCCCAACACGAAUACCUGGACUAUGGUCACAGCGAGAUUGAAUAAAUCACGAACUUUUUUCGGAGUAGUAGCCAUUGAUAGGUCACGAUAUUUUAAAACUAAGCGUUCAUAAUUAUUUUGAUUGAAUUAAUAUUGAUAUUGUCUUUUACCGAUUGUAAGAGUAUAUAUUUUUUGUUUUCCUAAUAAAUCAUAAUUGUAGUUUUUAA